Molecule: messenger RNA, 1984 nt
Organism: Salvelinus fontinalis (brook trout)
Lineage: Eukaryota; Metazoa; Chordata; Actinopteri; Salmoniformes; Salmonidae
Product: ubiquitin-conjugating enzyme E2 J2
Exons: 7
Coding region: 749-1534 (261 amino acids)
Source: RefSeq, a predicted model, not a curated record
GCUAAAUAGCAGUAUGUCUACAUUGGCAUACGGCUGUGUAGGUAUCACAAAGCAUACUAACUAACAGUUGACCAUAAUCAAGGUUUUUCCCGUGAGCCAAGUACGUUGAAAGACGCUGGAAAUUGUGUUUAUUUUACGGUUACCCAACGCGUAACGCGCUAUCCUGGCUAGCUAGUUAGCUGGUUUUGUGCUUUGAACAGCACGUCGGAGUUAACGUUAGCCACCAAGCCAUGGAGACGUGUUUCUACCUAGCUAGUUGACAUUAGAAACAGCUAGCAAGCCCCGGUUGGUUUACUUUCCUUGGUAACUAGCUAAGUAACGUUAGCCACCAAGCCAUGGGGACGUGUUUCUACCUAGCUAGCUGACAUUAGAAACAGCUAGAAAGCCCCGGUUGGUUAACUUUCCUUGGUAACUAGCUAAGUAACGUUAGCCAAUUGAUCUUAAAUCGCGUUGUUGCCUGGUAAACGGGAUAACUAGCUGUCAUUGAUAAUUAACUAUCUGAUAUCAUGUAACAUGAAAUGCAUCUACUGAUGAUGCCAAGCUACAGUAGCUCCCUAAUAAAUCCGUUUAACUCCCACCAGUCAGGCUGUUAACUGUGUGACAGUCUAGCAGUGUGUGUGUGUGUCAACAUUGAGAAGUGACAUUUGUUUAGCUUACUUGACAUAAAAUAUAUUGGCAGAUUUUGUUAUCCAUAACAUGAACUUUGACACCUGCUUGUUACGAUCGUGGCACCCGCUCAUAAUUAGAUAUGAACAGCAACGGGAAUAAGAGGGUACCGACCACAGCCACCCAGAGACUAAAACAGGACUACCUCAGGAUAAAGAAAGACCCUGUGCCUUACAUCUGUGCUGAACCCCUACCAUCCAACAUCCUGCAAUGGCACUAUGUUGUUCGAGGUCCUGAGAAGACCCCAUACGAAGGGGGAUAUUAUCAUGGCAAAUUAAUAUUCCCUCGGGACUUCCCCUUUAAACCACCCAGCAUCUACAUGACCACACCAAACGGGAGAUUUAAGUGUAACACUAGGUUAUGUCUGUCCAUCACUGAUUUCCACCCGGACACGUGGAACCCAGCCUGGUCCGUUUCCACCAUCCUGACUGGUCUGCUCAGCUUCAUGGUGGAGAAAGGCCCCACUCUGGGUAGCAUCGAGACCUCUGACUACACUAAAAGACAGCUCUCUGCCCAGAGCUUGACCUUUAACCUGAAGGACAAGGUGUUCUGUGAACUGUUUCCUGAUGCAGUCGAUGAGAUCAAGCAGAAGCAGAAGGUCCAGAAGGAGUUGAGCACCCGCCCCCAGCCCCUCCCGCUCCCAGACGUGGUUCCCAACGGCGACUUUCACCACGGCAACUACGGAAUCCCCGCCCUCAACGGAGGCCAUGCCCCCUUGGUCCCUGCUAUGCUCGCCCCCGGCCAACAGCAGCCCAAUCGGAAUCAUGGACUUCUUGGCGGGGCCUUGGCCAACCUGUUUGUGAUUGUGGGGUUCGCGGCGUUUGCCUACACGGUGAAGUACGUGCUGCGGAGCAUCGCCCAGGAGUGAGAGAGGAGAGAGGGCUGAAGAAAACGGGACUGUUGACCCUCGGCCCAGUUACAGGACUAUUAGAGGAUUUAAACAUGCGCGGGGGGGGGGGGGGGGGGCCACCCACCCACCGGGAGGUGGGGGUAUGGGGGGAAUGAAUGGAACGGGGUUGGUUGUUGAUCUUCUCUGUGCCUAUGACCCAUUACCAGGUGGAAGUGCUUGGCUCAUGGGUUGUAUAGGGAACCAUAGAAAUGUAAGUUAAGGUAGAUUGGUGAUUCUCUGUGAAAAGCAACGUCAUAUUGUAUAGCAAUGUGGCUUGGCAGCCACGUUGACCAUAGGCUUAAUUCAUUGUUCUUCUCCACAUAAUUACUCUGAAUCCGCCGUGUUGUCGGUGUCUGUGUGCUAGAUCAAUUCUAUCUGUUGUGCCGCCAUGUUGGUUGAUCCCUGUAAAGAAUCGUGUGGAAUUUGGAA